AUGGGAAACGGUCUAAAGCACUGUAGACAACAACAUCCUUCAUUUCUUUACGAGCCUCUCUUCAGCUCUCCAAUUUUGGAGGAGGCAGAAAACGAGAAUCUGAGAGUCUUCAGCGCCAAGGAACUGAAGAAAGCAACAAAAAGAUUCAGAAGCGCCAGGGUCGUAACUACCCACGAUGGUUCGGUUCAAACAUUCUAUAAGGGAUACAUCAAUGACGCCACAUCUGCACCAUCAAGAACUAAAACCAAAAUCGCUGUUUCUGUCAUGGAAUUGGAAUGUCUUCAACAUAGUACUCCACGGCCAAAACACGUGUGGAUAAGCAAAGAAGAAGCGGAGUCUCUAGGAGAGAUAUAUCAUCCCAACUUGGUCAAGCUUUUGGGUUACUGUUAUGAAGAUACUAAAUCACUUUUGGUUUUCGAAUACUCGCACAAAGGAAGUUUGCACGACAACAUAUUUGGAAAAGAGGAGACAUUGCCUUGGAAAACACGGGUUAAGAUAGCCAUUGGAAUAGCACAAGCUAUUGUAUUUCUCCACUCCAUCAAUAAAAUCCCGUUACACCAUGAACUCGACAUGCAUAACAUUAUGCUCGACGAGCAAUACAGUUCAAAAUGGCUUUACCUUGAUUCAAAAAACAAACUUAUCGGAGAUAAAGGGAGAAUUGUUGCAACUACAUACCUGCCUCUUGAAUAUGCAAUGAACGGUCAUGCGGGAGUGAAGACCGAUGUUUUCACAUAUGGUGUGAUCUUGCUUGAGCUUUUUACUGGUUCAAAAGGUGGAGAAAUAUGUCUGAACAGUUUAGAUAUUAGGACUAGAUCGUUUGGGGAAACAAUUGAUCACCGACUUGAGAGCGAUUAUCCUACGCAUGCAGCAGCAAAAAUGGGCAGACUCAUCCGAAGAUGCACCAAGAGGAACUGGACGGAACGACCGUCUAUGCAACAUGUUUUGGAUGUUCUUAACUAUAUUGCAUGUAAAUAUUAA
This is a messenger RNA of Raphanus sativus (radish), 978 nucleotides long. RefSeq names its product inactive serine/threonine-protein kinase BKN1-like. The coding region runs from base 1 to 978 and encodes 325 amino acids. The record is from RefSeq and is a predicted model, not a curated record. Gene Ontology annotation, biological process: protein phosphorylation. Lineage: Eukaryota; Viridiplantae; Streptophyta; Magnoliopsida; Brassicales; Brassicaceae. Gene Ontology annotation, molecular function: protein kinase activity; ATP binding. The transcript has 6 exons.